GAUCAUAGCUCACUACAGCCUUGAGCUCCCGGGCUGAAGCAGUCUUCCAGCCUCAGCCGCCCGUAGCUGGGACUACAAAUACACGCCAUCAGGCCCAACUAUUUUUUUUUUUUUUUUUUUUUUGUAGAGAUAAGGUCUCACUACAUUGCCCAGGCUCAGAAAUUCUCAUCUUUAUUUUCACUGUGGAGUGGCCACUGAAGUGAGCCCCAGUUACGAGGAAGGAAACUGACAUUUCCAUUAAUGGGUCCCUCUGCUUCCUUGACACUCUCCAAGUGAGAUUCCUGGGACCCCUAUUGGUUAACAGUGCAACUUCCUGAACCCCCCUUCAGGCUUCUGUGACCAACUAAGAAAUUUUACUGCUCCACUUCUGCCCAACUUUGCUCCCCAGAGAUAUGGAUAGAGUGGCUGUUGCCAGUCUCACAUGAUGUUAAGUUGAUAUUCAGGAAUAAGGUAAAAGUCAAAAUGUCAAAGUCCACAGUCUAAGAUAGAAAGGAAAGAAUAUUUCAUUCCUAGUAUCUACAGAUUAAAAGGAAAGCCUAGAUCUUCCACUAUUAGAAGAGAUGAAUACCCCAGCAGUGUGGCUACUAUUUGCUAAUACACUAGAAAAACACUUUUCUCUCCCAUUUCAGAUAAUGUAGAAGGAGGGACGGGUGAGAGCAAUGUUAAGUGUUGGAUUCCAGGCUGCCCCAACAGCCACAAAGUAAUUCUAGUCACAGUUUACCCCCAGCAGAUUCACACAGUGAGAAAUUCAAAAGGCCCUAUUUACACAUUUCAAUAUUAAAGCCCCAAGAACCGGGGUCAUUUGAUGGUAUUAAUAACAGUCCUAAAGAUUCUGACAGCAGUGACAUUUCAGAGAAAGAAAUGCCAGGGCACCCAUGCAUCAGCGAGAUCGACAUUUGAUACUGCGCAUUGUUGGCAAUAUUCAAGUGCUAAUCAUUCUGUUUUUGUUUUCCUUCUAACAUACGCAUUUUUUGAGAUUGGUUUGCGUCUCUUUAUCAUCAGAGCUACAUGGUUUUGCUUAUUACUAACUCCUUUAUCAUUACGAGGUCCACACCAGGGCUAUUUAAAUACUUGAAACGAGGAACAGUUAAACAGUCUGCUGAAACAUUAGUCUAGGAGGAGAUAUAAGGUUACUUCCUUCAGUAACACACUCCGCUACAUAGUCAGGUGAAGACUGUCUCUAUAGAGGCUUCUGGAUGUGGUUGUAGGAAGCAUGGACUGUGCAAGCUUGCGCGGAAGGAGGACGAGAGGAUGGACUUACAAUCUUGAAACAGAGUGUUUGGAAGAGCUGACCUUGGAGCAGAGCAUUGCCGAGUAUCUGAAAGAUGUCAACGACCCUCGCUGCUGCUCGGAGACCUUGGGGAUGACCUGCACCCACUAGCAUGCCUGGAUGGUUCAAAAAGGCGUGGUAUGGGCUGGCGUCUUUACUGAGCUUCUCCUCCUUCAUCCUGAUCAUCGUUGCCCUGGUAGUGCCCCACUGGCUGAGUGGGAAAAUCCUUUGUCAGACUGGAGUGGAUCUGGUCAACGCCACAGACAGAGAGCUGGUCAAGUUCAUUGGGGACAUUUACUACGGGCUCUUCCGAGGGUGUAAGGUGCGGCAGUGUGGGCUCGGGGGCCGCCAGUCCCAAUUCACGAUCUUCCCACACCUGGUGAAGGAGCUCAACGCAGGCCUUCAUGUGAUGAUUCUGCUGCUCCUAUUCCUGGCCUUGGCCCUGGCUCUGGUCAGCAUGGGCUUUGCCAUUCUUAACAUGAUCCAGGUCCCGUACCGGGCAGUCAACGGUCCUGGGGGCAUCUGCCUAUGGAAUGUCCUGGCAGGCGGCAUCGUGGCGUUAGCCAUCACCAGCUUCGUGGCUGCGGUGAAAUUUCACGACCUGACGGAACGAAUCGCCAACUUUCAGGAGAAGCUCUUCCAGUUUGUGGUGGUGGAAGAACAGUAUGAAGAGUCGUUUUGGAUGUGCGUGGCCAGCGCUUCGGCCCAUGCUGCAAACUUGGUCGUGGUGGCGAUCAGUCAAAUUCCCCUCCCUGAGAUUAAGACCAAAAUCGAAGAGGCCACGGUCACAGCUGAGGAUAUCUUGUAUUAAUAGGCUUCCCCUGUUCACACCCUGUCCUAAGUCAGUUCUGUGUGGGAAUGGAGUCCUCAUGUUUUUGCAGCCUUCCCACUCCAUCAUGGCUAUGUUCUCAGCAGUAAGAAAAAGGAUGUGAAGGACCAAGGCUGUUGCCUGGUCCAGAAAAGAAAAAUUUGCCCGGAAUCCCCAGCGUCCUUGCAUUCCUCUCUCAUGACCUUGGAGUUCAAGUUGCAGCUGGAGACUCUGCCACUUGCCAGCUGUGUGUGACAUUAGACAAUUCACUUAAUGUCUAUGUCUCUGUUUCAUCUGUAAACUAAGCACAGUAACAACUUUGCAAGGCUGUUGUGAAGUUUAAAUGGGUGAUGAUAUUGCCAGAUUCUGC
Molecule: messenger RNA, 2448 nt
Organism: Gorilla gorilla gorilla (western lowland gorilla)
Lineage: Eukaryota; Metazoa; Chordata; Mammalia; Primates; Hominidae
Gene: CLRN2
Product: clarin 2
Exons: 3
Coding region: 1383-2081 (232 amino acids)
Source: RefSeq, a predicted model, not a curated record